UAAACGUCAAACGUAUCUGAGAAGUCCAGCUGGCGCUCGAUUUAUUGUGUUGUAUUUAUUUUGGUGUUUCAAUUGGUGCGCUUAAAUUUUUGUUCUAAUCCACUGUGAUCCUGAAAUGUUGCCGCCGUAACAUGCAAAAUGUUCAAAAUUGAGUCAUAUGUGACACCAAUCUUGUUAAGCUAUGUUGACAAAUAUGUACGAGACUUCAAGCCAGCAGAUGCACAAGUAUCCCUGUGGGGUGGUGGUGUGGCGCUACACAACUUGGUGCUCAAAGCAGAUGUUUUGCAAAAUGAGGUUGCCCUGCCGUUCACACUGGUAUCAGGACGGAUUCAUGAAUUACUUAUACAAGUUCCCUGGACUAAGAUAAUGUCGGAGCCUAUUGUGGUGACAAUAGAUACUAUAGAAUGUGUUCUAAGUCUUCAUCCGCCGGCAGCGUCAGAAGAAACUCUUGCGGAAGAGUCCCCUAGGUCGACAGUGGUGGAAGCCCCGCCGGGCUACAUGCAGGCGCUGGUGCGGCGCAUCGUGAGCAACAUCUCGCUGCGCGUGCACCACCUCAUCGUCAAGUACGUGCAGGAUGACAUCGUGCUGUCGCUCAACGUGAAGCAUCUGUGCGUCGAGAGCGCCGCCGCGGACUGGGCGCCAGCUUUUGCUGACAUCGAUCAGAGCGAGCCAGUGGUGAGGCGGCUAAUGCGGCUGGACGACUUAACGCUCUGCCUGGACCGGGCGGAUUCCGAUGGCAAAAUACGGUUCUACCAAGAACCUUUGCUUUACCGCUGCCAGCUGGACUUCAGAAUUGUAACCCGACUGGUCUCCGCCAACACCCGACGAGCGUCCUGCCUCGCCGUCCAGCUGCGGUCGUCCAAGCUGGCGUGGGGCGUGACCAGCGAACAACUCACGCUGCUGCUGCGGCUGCUGCGGGAGCGACAGAACCAAGUCAACACCUCUCCACCGCCGCCCAAACAGAAUGCGAUGAAUUUAGUCGCACCACAGGGUAGUUCAACGUCGAACGCGGCGGAGCCGGUCCGGACCGAGAGCUGGUCGGAAUGGGCGUGGUCGUGGCUGCCCACGUGGAUGGACAAGGAGGGCGGCGUGGAAGAUGCGACCAUGCCUCCGACGCCCAUCCCUGUCCUGUUUAGCGCCUACUUAGACCACGUGUCUUUAGUGUUUAAGGUGAUGGAGGCAGAGGGCAGCGCGCGCAAACGUGCCCGCGGCGUGAUGGAGCUUAGCGCGUUUCAUGCGGCGGCGCGCGCGGCGAUGUGCGCGCCGACCACGCUGCGCGUGCGCGUGGGCGUGCGCCAGCUGCGCCUAUUGUCGCGCGGCAAGUGCAUCUGCGGACACCAGGACCUUAACGCGAUGAAUGACGAGUCUACAAUAUAUUUGGAGAAGAGAAUUUCUGAAGAGGACAAAGAGCCUUGGAGUUGGCCUGACAAUCUUGAGACCUUGGAGUGUAAGGUUGAGACAGCGGAAGUGGCGGAGGAGGUUUACAGUGAAACAUCCGACGCAACAGAAUCGUCUGCUGAGCUGAAAUUGAGCAGCAUAGAGGAGGACGAUGCGACCGACGAGCUGUGGCGGGCGCUGUCGCCCGUGGUCCUGCUGCGGUACUCGCACACGCGUUCCCCGCCCGCCGACACCAACCCGUAUGAGAGCCCGCCCGUAGACUUCCAGUACAGCGAUUGGCAAGAGGAGAACAAAUUGAAAAUAUUUCUGGAGCCAAUGGACAUUUAUCUUAGAAUGGGUCUUCUUCAUCGGAUAUCAGCUAUUCAACAAAUUUUUCAAGAUCUUCCGUCAAUCCCAGUUCCAGAUGUACCUAUGAGAACACUUACAGUAGAAGAAUGUGAGGCGUUGGACGCCAAUAUACCUCAGCGUAGGAGCUUCUUAGUGAUGCGGGGGUUGCGCCUACGAGUCCUUCCCUGGGAUCAUUCUCUGUCGGAAAAACAGACCUCACCAUCGCUAGUGCUAGAUGUUGAAUCGCCAGAAGUGAAGCUGAUUGUGUCGGGACCACUUUAUCCACAUAGAGUGUGUUCUGCGGCCUGCCAAAUGCCCAAAGAAGAGGGUCCGCUCUGGCAAGGCGCGCGGCUGCACGUGACCGCCACGCUCGCCGGAGUCGAGGCGCGCCUGUGCCGGCUCUCGGACGGGCAGUCGCGGCCCGUGGCGCGCGCCGACCUGCGCCUAGUGCUGCACCUCCUGCUGCAUCCCGAGAUGUUCGCUAACAAGGAGACUGUCCACACCAGCUAUAAUAUCAAAAUACGUGAAAUGAACACAUGCGGAUCAGCGGCGCGGCUGCAGGCGGCCUGGUACGUGUUGCAGUCGCUCAUCGACCAGCGGCCUUCUCACGUGCUGCGACAAACUUGGCUAGUCAGAGACGCACUCAGCGACGAAGAGUCGGUGGCGAUCGACGCGGCGAUAGAGGACGGGUCGUUGCGCGGAUUCAUCACGAGGACGGUGAACACGCACAUCGCCAUGGUGCAGUCGGCGCGUGUCAUGGCAUUUUACUCGCCGAAUGAAGGGAAUGUUAAACAGGCAUGGAUAUUCUCCGCUCCUGACUCGCAGACUACCACAGCGUUCGUCCGCGUGGCGCUGCAGUGGUGCGCCGAGCAGUCAGAGGGCACGGUAGACUACCUGGGUAUUUGGACGGAGCCGGUGGCUUUCUGCGCCGACCCGCUCUUCAUAGCGUGGCUCGCCUACAAACCGCUUAACAAAUCACCCACAACAAUAUUAGAAACAGCGCCGUUGUCAAGAGCCUCAUCAUCGUCACAAUCUUAUUUACGACGCCGCGUUACGCCACCUUCGUCGAGCGGGCGCGGCGCCAGCCGCACAGGCUCAGGGUCGGAGCUGGUGCACGCGGCGCGACUGCGCAGCCUCGGCUCCAGCAGCGACCACGGCGAAAUGUGCAGGCCCGCGGCUCCUCCACAGACUAAGACCCCUGAGACGUUUCUGCACCCCGACCGCCUGCUGAAGCUGCACGCGCGCCUGCAGCAGCUGCUGGUCUGCGUGGAGGUGGGCACGGCGGUGGUGUACUUCACCACGGGCACGGCGUCGGCUGAGGGCUGCGCCGCCAUGCGCGACGCCGUCGAGCGGCUCGCCGCCGGCGUGCCCAAGCAGCAGGUGCUCGUGCUCAGUGUGGGGCGCUUAACAGUCAGCUCAAGCUCUAUUAUGAAACAUCUUUGGGAGAACGUCCGCCAUGACGGCCCUACGUUUAUAACAAAGCCUACAGAAGAACCCAUGGAAUCGUUCCCCUGGAAGUUGCGUCUAGCCGACGUGACCUGCUACACCCUGGAGACCCGUCUGUACACGGACGCCGGGCGCGUGCAGGGUGGCGUGCUGCGCUCCACGCUCAAGUCCUUGCCCAUUUCCACGCGCCUGGUGCUGGAGGCCGUCACCACCACCGUCACCCUCUCCAUCGUUACCAAGUACAUGCAGAUACGCUCGUGGAAGGUGUCGCCGGAACAACAGAAAGCCACUGAGCGGUCGGAGCCGACCCCAGAGGAAUUGAGUGUAAAAUAUUUUAAAUCAGGAAUUGAUUUCAAACCAUCCACAUUAAAGGAGUUCGUCCGCGGUCCAUCCAGACUUAAAAGAAGUCAAAGUCCAGAGGGCAAGCAGAGUAACUUUCGAGACCGGGAUCCAAAGGAGAAGACCACGCAAGGGCCGGUGGUGUCGAUGGGCGUGCACCUGCACGCCGACACGCCGCCCGUCACCGUCCGGCUGGAGCACGACCAGGUAAAUAUCGUCGCUGCAGCGGUGCAUUGUUUGACACACCUGCACAUGGUAACGAGCCGGACCCCGGCCGGAGCCGCCGGCGCCGGAGCUAGGUCAUACACGUCAUUGCCUGCCUCUCAUGAUCACAGCUCUUUAAUAAGAUCAGUGUCUGAAUUAAACGAGCAGGACACCCCGUCGGAUGAGAAUCUGAGUGAAAGUUAUUCUGAACUUAUUCCCAUAUUUGAAUCUCGAGCAAUUCCCGAAGUGAAGCUGAAAACCUUCUUUUGGUUCCAAUGGGUCGUGAGCCGCGCGACGCUGGUUGUAGCCACGCACCAAUCGAAGCUGGCCAUGGAAAUUGACGACAUCAUAUCUACAGUAGACAUUCAGGAACAUUACAAUCAGCUCAAAGUGAAAGUCGCUUCUGCAUCAGUUCGACAUCACAAAAGGAGCCACGAGGACUGGGAAGCCGGCGUGCUGGGCGGGCGGGUGCUGGAGGCUCGGGAGCCCAUCGACUCCAAGGAGGAGGACCAUUUCCUCGCUGUUACUAUCACGCAGGCGCAAAUAUCUAAUUUACCCGCUAGUUGGAAAGAAGAGCUACAUCCCAAGCUGUUACAACAAAAAGGGGCCGGAGACAGCAUGUGGGAAAUAUACGCUACACUCGCGCCUUUGGAAGCGGUGCUGCAGCCUUCUCUCAUUGAGAACAUUAUGUCUCUAGUCCGUGAGAUGGCGCCACCGUCUUUUUGUCCUCUGCAAUCCGGAGACGAACCAAGUGACAGCAGCACUUGGCAGUGGCCGUUUUGUUAUGUUACUGCGGGCGGGCUGCGGCUGCUGGUCAAUACCGAUCUCCACGACCCGGAAAACGACGACACGUUUCUCUUACUGGUCGGCAAAGUAUCUAUCAAUCCGCAUCCUGAAAAUCCUAUUUGUCGACAAUCCGUUACUACUGGAUUGGAUGGCUCUUGGAACUCUACCGGAGGCAGCCCGGAAGGCCGUCAGUACGAGGUCGUCGUCAAACACGUCGCUAUUCAGUCCGCGCAGCUCCAGCAGAUUAUAAAACAAGAAGAGAGAAGAGAAAUCUAUAACAAAGGCACCGGUAGCGAGAACCCGGCUGUGAAGUGGUCUCAACCGCCUGUUUCGCCCGUCGUGACAGCUAUUCUCCAUCAUGUGGACAUAAGCUGCAUUCUGGCGCCGCCGCUGUUCGUGAACGGCGCGCUAUCGUGCGGGCCGGCGGUGGAGCUCAACCUGGCUUCUGACUGCGCCUUCGAGGUCAGCCUGGAGCAGCUGAAGCUCCUGCAGCACUUGCUCUCUGAGGCCAGCUCUUCCACGAGCUCUAGUGAGGAUUCUAUUCCAUCAAUGGUCGCCACAGUCGCCGUGUGUCCGUAUGCGGCGUUAUUUUUGAACCCGAAGCUAACGCCUGAGAGUACGUUACAAGAUAGUAACGCGGCAUCCUUUAAAGGAGUUGCUGAAGUGCAAUUGAUCCACGAGUCAAGCAACACCAGUAAAUCCGAUCGAGGGUUUACAACCGAUUCAGGUAUAGACGUGGCUACAUCGAUGUCAAGACUGAAGCUAGACAGGCCCGCUUCAAAGAAAAACCUCAACGUCGCCUUUGCCGAGGAAAUAAUUGAUGCGUCAGAAUAUCUGGAGGUGUUUGUGACAAUGGGCGUAAUCGAAAUAUCGCUUUAUAUGGAAGAUGACAAUAGCCCCGCAGUAAUUGCUUUGAGGCCGCCUCCCAAACCUGAGGAAAAGGAAGAGGACACGGCCGGUUCAGAAAGAGACGCCGACCAAGUCGAGGGAACGUCAGCAUCUGAACUAAAGUCAACCGCUAGCCAAAUGAGUAUUACCGAAGGGGUUAGGCUUAUGGACACAAAACUUGAUAUGCACGCUCAGCAGGCGUUACAACUGCCCCGUGCUAGGCUGACUUCCGGCAAGUUAGCGCUGCUGCACAUUACUUUACAUCAGCCCAAUUUGUACUACUGGAGGAAAAAAACACGGAAAAAUCUUCAGGUGUCACUGUUUAACGCAUGGAUUGGGCUGGGAGCGGGCGAAAAGGAUGGCAGUCAGCCGCUAUUAUCGACGGCGAAGGGGACGCCGGACCCGGUGACCGACAUACCGCCGGCGCUCGCCACUGUCAAGAUUGUUAUGCCGACUGGUGGCAGCGGGCCAAGCAACUACAGCGGCGUCAAAGGAUCCGUGACCGUGGACGUGGAGCGGCCGGUGCUGCUGGGACUCUCCGCGGAUACUCUGCGCCGGCUAACUCUCAUCAACCAACUGGUAAUUCUACUACGACUGGUCCAAAAAAAUUUGCAGAAAAAUAGUGAGAAAGGAAAUACUACCUCAAUGAGAGACGGCGAUUUUCAUACACCUCCGUUCCUUAAAUUGCGUAAAUUCAUGGUUAGCCACAACUUGGAGAAUAUCGUAAUCCAAAUGAGUCAGCUCGGGGUGACUGGCAGCGAAGGUACAAUAGGGUGGGACAGCGCAUCGCUUCAGAUAGGUGCCGCGGCGCGGCCGGAGCGGCUGGUCGCGCGCGCACUACUGUCUGCGCUGCUGGUGGCCGCCGGCCCGCCCUCCGACCGGCGCCAUGUCCUCCUGCAACCGAUGAUGCUAGGUAUGGAAUUGGAGUGCAGCUGGGAAGCGUGGCGAAGGGCUGAGGACGGCGUGUCGGCGCGCGAGCCCUCAGUGCGCGUGACCCUAGACCUGGACCGCGUCACGCUGGACGUGCGGCCGGAAGACUUCGCCGCCCUCUGCAGAAUACAACUAGCAAUGGACACGUUGGCUGAUAAACAGGUAAGGUCAAUGUGGAGUAGACCGCGCGUCUAUCAGGUAAGACCGUCUACAAUCUUUUCGUCGCUUCUAACUCUUGCGAAGCGAGAGCAGGAGCGAAGAUCUUCCUUUCUGACUUGUGUCAAGGAGGACGAAAAGGAGCUCCUAGCGCCGCAGGAAGAAAGCAGCGAUAAUUUGCGGUCUUACAGUAAGCGGAGCAUGUCCGAGAGAGCCUUACCCAGUUUGGAGUCUGUCGAGGCCUCCGACCAGUAUUACAAGGACGAUCUCAAAAGUGGAGCUUUUAAAAUAGUAACCGGGGGCCAGUUCCCGAUGGCUUACCAGGUGACGCUACACGGCGACGCCAUGUCCUGGCGCUACCCGCACCCGCGAACUGUCUCUAGGAUCACGAUGUUCCCCAUACCUGGCAUUGACGAAGAAGUGAAAUGCAAGUUGGAAUUCUACGAUACGUUAUUGAAAAAAUGGGAGCCGCAUACGUAUGUUACUCUGCCUGUAUCAGAACCCAACGAAAUCAAAUUAUAUGCAGAACCACCAGAUGCCGUUUUUGCAACAUUGUGGAGAUUUCGCGCGGAUUCUGGCACCAAGCCUCAAGAGCGCACCAUCGAGUUCGACAUCACCAAGUUUAUGCCCAGAGCCGACCCCCUGGCAAGUGUGCGCGACGAGCCCCCAGCGGAAGCGCGCGCGGGCCUCGUCAGCGCCGAGCAGCUUUCCAGCGCGCUGCGCGUGGACUCGUACUUCUCGCCGCGCUCCGUGGCGCGUGUGCGCGCCGCGCUGCGCUGCACAGAGCUCGAGCUGCAUGCGCACAACUCCCUCCCCAGUCUAUACAGAAAAGCGCGUUCGCUGGAGGGCUACUACGUGUCGCGGCCGCUGAUGCGCAGCCACCGCGUGCUGUGCGUGAGCGCAGCGGACACCGUGGCGCAGGCGUUGCUCGGCUCGCGCGCCGGCCGCCUACUGCUGCUCGACACCAAACUCUCAUGCGACGUCCUAGACUGCUCGACGGGCACGCUCGAGCAGCUGGUGGUGUCGACGCGCGUGCAAGCGAGCGCUUCCGUACCGAGCAACGUUUCUGUAUCGCACGCUCGAGUUCGCGCGUGCUCGGAGUGCGUGCGCAUGGCGCUGCACGUGCCGCGUCUCGGCACGCUGCGGGCGCUCGCCGAGGACUGGGAGCCAAUUUUACGACAGUGCAAUGGAGACGUAUCCACGGAAAAUGAAGAGAAUGAUUUGGACAGUUGUAUUGAUUCCGAAGCGGACAUGAGUGCAGUGUCAGAACUAGAGGGGCGUGUGUCGCUGUGGCUCUACAACAGUUGCUCAAGCGCGCUGCGCGUGGGCCAGGAGGGCUGCGAGGAGAUCGCGCCGCUGGGGCCUGGCGCGAGGCUCGCCUACCGGUGGCCAUCUCCGAAUGCACCGUUCAAAAUUCGAUUUGCUCUAGCGGGGCCGUCUACUGACUUGCAAUGGUCCUCUAGUAUACCGUUUUGUUCGGGCGAGAGCCGCGUGCGGCUGCCGGACGCUGACGCGGCGGGCGGCGUGUACGUGCACGUGCGCGGCGACGUGGCGGGCGCACGCCGCACGCUGCACCUCUCCGGCCGCCUUGUGCUCGCCAACGCGCUGCGCCGGCCGCUGCAUUACAAGGUGCGAGCGAAGAAUUCAAGUACGAAAGCGUGGCGUUCAGUGUGUUCGGGGGAGUUGAACGCCGAGACCGUCGGCCGGAGCGUCCUGUGCGGUGUUGACUGCGAAAUGGUGCUUAAAAUAAAGUUUACAACGCAGGACACCGGUUGGUCAGGUGACAUACCGCUUAAGGAAUGUCCAAAAGAAAACGUGCCGUGGUUAGUUAAAGUGCCGAGCGGUGGCGAGACGGCGUACGUGUCAGUGUGGUGCCGCGUGGUGCGCGCGCGCUCCGACGGCCGCGUGCUGGCCGCCAUCUGGCCGCUCUACGUGUUGUGCUCGCACCUGCCGCUCGACACUGACGUGUUAGUGUCAACGCAGAAAGAGAGUUCAGAGACCGCGUCGCGACCGUCCCCGCUGGUGCAGACGGCGCCGGGCCGCGGCGCCUGCACGCACUUACUGGCGCCCGGCACAACCGCGGCGCGCCACCAGCUGUCCUUUCAGUACAAAGACGUGGAGCAUCCCGUCACCCGCGAGGCGAUUCCUCUGCACUAUGGUGUGACCAACACUUCAGUGUUCGACAAACGGGUGCCGGCGAACAACAUUAAUGAAAUCGUUGAAGAGAUUCGUGAAUGGUUUGACCGGUCGGCGCGACGAGUGACUACCGACUGGCCUUAUUCUAUAGUCGCGUCCCAUUGGUCGGGACCAUGGAGCCCGGCGUCAUUGCAACCACGCUGCGAUGUCACGGUGCGGUACGACGCAGUGCGCGCGGGCGGCGGCUGCUCGCUGCAGAUCUCGCUGCGGCCGGUGGCGCUGCUGUGCAACGCGGCGCGCGUGCCGCUCACGCUGCGCGCGCACGACGCCGCGCCGCUGUGCCGGCUAGAACCCGGUGCCGCGGUUUCCGUACCGAGCGCCCUUCUGCAGAAACCAUUGUUCAUGUCGAUGGAAAUGGGGCGGGAGACGUUCGUGAGCGGCCAGCUUCAGGUGUGGGCCGAGGAGCCCGGCCGGUACGGCUCGCCGCCGCGCGGCUGCGUCGCUCUCGACCACCCCGCGCCGUUCCUCAUACACUGCAACCAGAAGGUGGCGUUCCUGACGUUGCACUACGAAAUAAAAGAAGAGAUUAACGUUUUGGGAGUGACAUCGACUUUCCUACUUAUAAACAGACUGGAAACUAAUCUAUUGGUUUCAGGUAUAGCCGUUCCUGUUACCAACUCGAAUGAUGUGAAUUUGCAGCCCAAAAACUACAAAGUUGUGAAUCCGACCAAAGAAGAAAGUCUCGACGGAGAAGCGCUGAGUCGUUUCUGGGUGCUGGAGCGGUGGCGUGGCGGCGACCCGAGCGAGUUGCGUACAUACUUGUGCCUGGCGCUGCCAGUGCAGGGGGCGGACGCCGCGAAGUCUGCACACGCGCACGUGCCCGUGUUGCUGGCCGCCGCGCCCGUGCGCCGCGCCGUCGCGCUGCGAGAUCAUACGGGCAGAUCGAUACCAGUGGUGAUAGUGCAGCAGAAACAUGAAGGGCGGUGGCUGGUGACGGUGGCGCCGGACCCAUGCCCGCAGUUCGUGGUGCACAACCGCUCGAGCCACGCGCUCGUCAUAGCGCAGCCCGACCACUCCGGCCCAGUGAAGACCAUAGCUGAAUGUCCGGGCACGCGGUGGCACUGCGCGGUGGAGGCGGGGGGUGUGGUACACUACUCGACGCCGGCGCACAGUGCUCGGUUCCCGCCGCCGCCCAACGCCGCUCCCAACACGGACCUCAUUCCUUUCCUCACUAUCAGCAAACUCAACGAGCACCAAGAUCCGGAGUGGAGCGACGGAGUGGCGGCAGCGGGCGGCGAGCAACUAGUGCAGUUGCCCGACGGCGACACCGUCAAGCUGCGCGUGCGGCCCCAUCCGCACUCGUCGCUGCUCGAGUUGAAGGACGUCGACGAGAACGACAUAUCAGCGAGCGUAAUAAGACGUCGGCUGGAAGGAUCCUUUUGUGCCUAUACAGAUACAGGAAAAGAGGUCAAUAUAAACAGAUCGGUAGCCUCUCGUAAAUUGACGUCUCCCACCCCAACUAAACUUGUUGUAACCACGGCCAUCUCCACCGCGCCGGACAGCGCCCCUGAACCAGACGCCAACAAGUUAACUAAUGCAAAUGAACAUUCAGAAACUGGCUUGGAAACAAAGGAGUUUCUGAAGUUGCAGAAAUAUGACGAGUCAACUAGUAAAUUAGAAAAAAUAAAUGAAACCACAAAAUUGAUACAUGAUGAAAACGAGGAUUUUGGAGACAUGCUGAAAACAGAUUCUACAUGCCUCAGUGAGAACAGUAUGUUGACACUUGCUAACGUAAGGUCUUACCAAGAAUCCGCCGACGUUCUGCGAGGUAUCUCAGAGUCAGAAUGGGGUGACAAGGGAUGGUCGCCAGUGGAGCGAGUUCGCUGCGUGGUAGCCGGCAUAGCUAUCGAAAUGGCCGCCACGCCCGACGCCAGUCCGCUGCUCGCUCUGCAUAUCGACCGAGCCGCUCUCUCGGUGCAAUGUGACAGCACGGGGACUAAUGCAGUGGUUUCGAUCGCCGACAUCCAAGUAGACAACCUGCAAUACGAGAGCGGGAACUACGAGUUCGCGGUGGUAGCGUCGACGCGCGGCGAGCCGCCGACGAGCGACGCGUGGCCACCGCUGUGGCCCAGCGCGGCCGGCGACGCGUUCGCCAUGCGAGAGAAGGAAGCGCGCUUGGUGCUUCACCUGCGCUAUGACUCAUGGACUGUCAUCGACGACGCGUAUACAGAAGUGACGGAGGUAGAGCUGCGGUUAGGUCCGCUGGCGCUAUACGUGGAGGACGGAUACGUGGGCGCGCUGGCGCAGCUGGCGCGCGCCGCGCGGGCGGCGGUGCCUGCGCCCGCGCCCGCGCCCGGUGCCAUCGUCGCGGCCGAGACGCGCGCGCUGCAAUGCCCGCUGCGGUUACGCUCGCUGCACCUGCACCCGGUGGAUCUCACGCUCACGCUACAUACUGCCGUGCGUAUGUACAUCGCGCUAGACCAGAGUCCGUUAUGCCUGAGCGCGUUCCAACAAACGGACAUGGUGACGUGCGCCGAGCGUCUGACGCACGCUCUCACCGUGCACUAUCUCUCCGCCGCCAUAUUGGGCGCAGGUUGGGUCGUAGGCGGCCUUGAGCUGCUGGGUGCGCCGGGCGCGUUGGCAGCGCGCGUGGGGGGUGCGCGCGGCGGCGUGCGCGGCGUAGCGGCGGCAGCGGCGGCCGCGCUGCUGCGCUCGCUCAGCGCCUGUGCCGGCUCGCUGGCGCGCAACCUCGACCUGCUGGCCGGUGACGACGAGCAUGCGCGUCGCGCCGCUGCCGCGCGCCGACGCCACCCCGACACCUUUGUUCAGGGGCUCGCCGCCGGCAUCACCAACUUCGCUAUCAACAUACUUGGCGCAGUGGGCGGGCUGGCGCACCACCCGCUGGUGAGCGUGGCGGUGGGCGAGGUGGAGGGCGGCGCGGCGGCGCUGCGGCGCGGGCUGCUGGGCGCGCUCACCAAGCCGCUGUCCGCCACCGCCGACCUGGUCGCCUUCGCCGGACACGGCCUGCUGCGCCAGACCGGCUGGGACCCCGUGCCGCAGCGGCGCUCCGUGUGCGCGGGGUUGGAACGCGGCGGUUGCGGCUGGCGGCGCGACUGCGUGCGCUGGUCGUUCCGGCUGGCCGAGGUGCACGCGCUGGCCGGGUUCGACGUGCUGCUAGACGAUGCGCCGUUGCGUCUGCUGCUCACGCACCAGUACCUCAUGAUUACUGACCCAGAAACAGAGCGAAUCGUUGAAAUGGUCGAUCUUCGAUUCUGCACGCUAAGGCCGCACCAAGGACCUAUCGUCGAGUUGGUGGUAACGAGACGACAAAAGGAGAAAGUAGCAGAAUCUAAAGCUGUGGACGAAGACGAUGAAUAUCAGAUAAGCAGCGCAGCCAUGGCGCGCGUGGCACGGUACACGGGCGCGGACGAGGGCGUAACGCCGGCGGCGAGCGCGGCGCGCGUGCUGGCGCUGCGGGCGGCCGCGCGCCACGCGCCCGCGCUCCGAGCCGCGCUCGCCGCCGCGCUGCACGCCGUCUCCGACGACCACCUGCACCUGCUCUACUACUAGCCUAGCCUAGCCGGCCGCGGCCCGCCGCCCGCCGGACCCUACCCCCACCUACCUACCUACCAUACACAUUUCUACAUAAUACGUAGAUUUAAUUCACUCACUUACGUACACCGCCAUUAUACUUGAUAGGUAUUCUACUAAAAAAAUACAUAAGGUGUUUGAGGUAACUGCACAGCAAUUACUUGCAGUGUAAUGGUGAAUUUAAAUGGGGUAGUUAAUGAACCACUUUGAAAUUCGUAUAUUUGUAACAUGUAAAUGGAUAGCCCAGGUAAAAUGAUGCUCCGGUUAACCUCGCAUUGGUUUGGCAGCCUUGCUAUAUGAAUAAGAUAAAGGUAAUGUUCCAGCCUAAUGUAUAUGUAUGACAUUUUAUGGACUUGCAUAGUUUUUAUUUAUUUAUCCUAACUUUUAUAAUCAACUCAACUUUAAAUUGAAAUAAAUACAUAGAAUGAAUAUUAAUUAUAGUUGAUUUAAAUGUGAUUCAUAUCAAUUGCCUUUCUUUUAAGUAAAGCAAAAACAGUUCACCAAACGUUAAAAUUUAAGAGUAGAUACAGAUAAUAUGCAAUAGUUGUAGUGUACGGAAAUGAUUUUUCACCUUGAAUGAAAAAUAAUGCUGUCAUGAGUCAUGACCCUUGUCCAGUGGUUCCCAAACUUUUCUCGACGAGUAUUACUUUGCUUAUUUAUUGUUUACUGACAUGUACGAUACAUAUAUGACUGUUGCGAAUCAGUGAAUCAGUUCUGAGGCUCUUGGAAACCAUUUUGUAACACAUUGUGAAUCUGUGGUCCUCGGACUGUCCUACACA
Molecule: messenger RNA, 12980 nt
Organism: Cydia strobilella
Lineage: Eukaryota; Metazoa; Arthropoda; Insecta; Lepidoptera; Tortricidae
Gene: Vps13B
Exons: 85
Coding region: 139-12180 (4013 amino acids)
Source: RefSeq, a predicted model, not a curated record